Molecule: messenger RNA, 5274 nt
Organism: Acipenser ruthenus (sterlet)
Lineage: Eukaryota; Metazoa; Chordata; Actinopteri; Acipenseriformes; Acipenseridae
Product: up-regulator of cell proliferation-like
Exons: 3
Coding region: 222-5000 (1592 amino acids)
Molecular function (GO): GTP binding
Source: RefSeq, a predicted model, not a curated record
UUAGAUAAGCAGUGUGCACUAUAAAAGGGAUUGUCCAUUCCCACACUAACCGUCUCCAAGACAGACCUUCAACCUUGAACAGGAAUCAGUGAUGCAGCAAGCGUGCUAGGAUUAGGGGCAGAUGCUGCGAAUGUGACAGAUGUUAAAACCAGCCUGGAAAGUGUACAAGGAGCCCACCUCUAGAAAGCCAGGAAAAACGUACAGUCUCCACAUUUUUCAUCAUGUCAGCCAGUGCCAAAAACAAGGACCAUGCAAACGAAAACAAAAAACUGGAUGAACUGCUGCUCAAGUUAGGACUGACAAGCAAACUCACAUUAGGUGCUGUCCUUGAGAUCAGCCCACAGAGUGUGACAGAUCAACCAAUCCAGUCCCUAAAAGAUCUUCCCAGUCACUUUCUGAAAAGACUGAUGAUGGUGAAUGUGACAGCUAGAAGUAGUGAGUGUCCGGAUGCCAUGAACAGGACAAAAACAGCCGCAAAACCUCCGGACCUUGACAGUAUUUUUGACGGUUUGUGCAGUAAUGAUAAUUGUGACGACAAUCGAAUCAAUCCGCUGGAUCUCAUCACAGCUCUCUUCCUGUCCGCCGACAGCUUCCUGCAGCAGGAAAUGCUGUCAAAAAUGUCGAUGUGUCAGUUUGCUGUACCUCUCUUGCUCCCUGACUGCAGCACCAGUCAGUGUACAUUAAUGCUGUGGGCCAUGCGAGACAUUGUGAAGGAGUGGAGACCCCACUCACUAGCAGAGACAAAAGGGUUUGUAGAAGACAGUAUAGUCAGCACUGCCAUGCCAAUGAUCUCUUUUGUUAGGCUGGGUGACUGCAGUUUAUCAAAGUCUCAAAUUCUGAAUCAGGUUCUCAGUAACCACCAGCAGUACCAUGACUUCUUCAUCCAUCGCAAUAUGGGGUGUGGGGAUGUUUCACGAGAGAUUUCAAAUGGUUUAGUUGAGACCAGUUGGUACCUUCCUUGCGGUAACAAAAAUGUAGACAUCUUUUCAGAACCCAUAGCUAUUGCUACACUCCGAGGAGACAUAUGCUCCUUUGAGACACAGUUCAGCUUUUUAGUGCAAACAUCAUCAGCUGUUUUUGUGUUUUUUGAUAGCAUAGAAGAGAAUGAGUACAGGUUACUGGCAUCACUGAAGAAUACCAAAGCACAGCUGAUUCUGGUUCUUAAUAACACUCAGAAUACAAAUCUUACCACUGUGAAAAAACUGGCUGCAGAGUUAAAAUUAGAUGCAAAUAAUAUCCUAAUUAAGGGCAAACAGAUGAAUGAUGCAGAGUUUACUAAUAACCUACGCAAGGCCAUGAAGGGCAUUGUGCAAAGCAAGCCAAAUAUGGUGCGAACAGAAGACAUGUCUGCAACAGCACUCGAAUUAGGCAUUUCUGUUGAUGAAGAGUGUACUGAAUGUCAAAAUGCAAAGAAAAGUGCCAAAGAAAUUACUGCUCAAAUUGGCAAAAUAAUAAAGAUCCCUCAAUACAAGGAUGAAAAGCUAACUUUGCAAGGUCAACCUUGGAAGAAUCUGGCAAAAUUAGAAAAAGAGGAGUGUAGACUAGAAGACGCAGGAGACCAGAAUCUUGAACAAUAUAAGUCUCAGCUGCAGGAGGAAAAACAGAAACUACGACAAGAACAAAGCAAGUGCAGGACUCCUAAAGCAAUGGAGAAAUUUAUCAAGGCAAUAGCCAACUCAAACAAAAGAGAAAGAGCCUAUUUCCUGAAGUGGAUGAGGCUGAACUUGGAUGGUAUUGCACGAAAAGAACUCUCUCUACUCCGUAAGGAAUAUAAAGAAAAAUGUACAGAUUUAACAGAUCAAAAAAAUAAACGUGCAAUUGAAGACUUGGACCAAAAAAUAUUAAAAAGUUCCCUUGGAAUGGAACAUUUCAUGCGUGAAAUUGGACAGAUUUAUGAAGCAGCGUGCUCCCUUCCUGACAAUGCUGAAUCUCGCCAGCAGUUUCAACAUCUUCCCAGCGUUGUGGCUGAUCUGCUGUUGGAUGGCUUCCCUCUUGAGCUGGUGGAUGGAGAUGCAUCAAAUAUCCCUGUAAGGUGGGUGACUGAUGUCCUAACUGAGCUCCACAGGAAAGUCCAACCCAAGAGCAGGCUGCUGGUUGUAACAGUGCUGGGAGUCCAAAGCACUGGGAAGUCUACCCUCCUCAACACAAUGUUUGGGGUUCAGUUUGCAGUUAGCAGUGGCAGAUGCACAAGAGGAGCCUUCAUGCUGUUAAUCAGAGUCAAAGAGGAUCUUAAAGAAGAGCUGAACUGUGAUUUUAUCUUGUUAAUCGACACUGAAGGUCUAAAAUCUCCAGAACUGGCAGAACUAGAAGACAGCUACGAACAUGACAAUGAGCUUGCAACACUGGUUGUAGGUUUGAGUGACAUCACCAUAGUAAACAUUGCAAUGGAGAACUCCACAGAGAUGAAGGAUAUCCUGCAGAUCGUGGUGCACGCCUUUCUUAGAAUGAAAAUAGUGGGGAAGAAGCCGAAGUGCCAGUUUGUGCACCAGAAUGUCGGGGGGGUGUCUGCUCACAACAAAAACAUGACAGAAAGGAAGCAUCUUUUGAAGCAUCUUAAUGAGAUGACAGAGAUAGCCGCCAAAAUGGAGAAGCAACAAUCUGUCAGUAAAUUCACUGACGUUAUGGAGUACGAUGCAGAGAACAGUAACUGGUACAUCCCUGGCCUGUGGCAUGGCAUUCCACCGAUGGCACCAGUGAACACAGGCUACAGUGAAGCUGUGUAUGAGUUCAAGAAGAGUCUGUUUGAGGUUUUAAAACACUGCAAAGACGAUCAGCCUCCUGCACAUAUUACAGAGUUCCUGGAGUGGAUGGAAAGCUUGUGGAAAUCUGUUAAAUAUGAGAAUUUCAUUUUCAGCUUCAGAAAUACACUGGUGGCUGAUGCUUACAAUGACCUCUGCAUUGCAUUUUCUAAAUGGGAAUGGUCCUUCCGAAAACACAUGUUUUCAUGGGCGGCAGAGGCAGAGGUGCGCAUUUCUAACUUCAAGAGUAACCAGCCUACAAACCUCACUGAUUUACUGAGAUAUUUACGAUUAGAGGCAACUCAGGAACUGGCAUCUGAAGAAAAGAAAAUCAGUGACCAACUGGCUGAAUACUACAAGAAAAAGGAAAGACAUGUUCGUCUUGUGGAAAAAUACAGAGAAGACUUUAGGAACAGCAUUAAAAGUCUUACAAAAGAAACUGAUAAUGCUAUUCGUAACACACUGGACAAAGCCAUGGCAAUUAAAAAAGGAAUGACAAAGUUAAAAGAUAUUCAUGAAACGGAUACUGCAGCAAUUGAACGGAAAGUACUGGACGUGCUGAAAGACUGUAGGGAGAGGGGUGUAGACUUAUCUGAUACGCAGCUGGAUGAAGAAUUUGAAAAUAUGUGGCGGGAGACCAUGUAUGAACUCAACAUCAAGGCAAUGGACAAGAAAGAUGUUGCAUCAAAUGUCUUUAAGCAACUGAGAACCAAUUUAGAGAGACAGGGCAGCGCAGUUCAGGAACAGUUAAAUAACGUGAAGGAUUUUACGAAAUGUGGAGUAACAGCUUUUGAGGUGCAUGAUAAGAAUCACUUCCAGAAAUGUUCUUUUUUUAAAAGAGUGCUAAAUGUUUUCAAAAACACCAUAAAACAGACAGAAGAGAUGGCAAACAAUUUAAUUGGACAGUGCAAAGAUUAUGUUUCAAAACAAAAAGAAAGAAAGACAGAUUACCAUGACAUUUACACCAGAGAGUUGCUCGUAAUGAUAGAUGAAACACUGGAGGAGACGAAUAAUAAGAAACUCAAAACCAAUCCAGCUUUUGAAGUCGAAUUAAAGCUGCAUAUCUGUGGUUUUGCCGCAAAGGGAUUUCAGCAGAUGCAUGAACAGUUCCUCAUGGAGAACAACCCUGAGCAACAGCUGGAAAAGUUUAAAACUCAGUACAAAUCAACAUUCGUAGAUCUUUAUCAUAAAAAGGAUCAACGCCAAAAGAAAGCAAAGGAAUUUGUCAAUCUCUGCCUCACACCUGCAGUAAGAGAAUAUGUUCACAGAACUCUCGGGAUUGAAAUUGUAGAUGCAAUUCUGACUGGUGGAGAAUCUGUGAAAUACAGCUCCCGGUCCUUCUUCCAGUUCACCAUUCUAAAGCAGCUGUUGACUGAAGGAAACGUUAGUAGCUACGUGCGAUACACUAACAGCUACAAGUAUUUUGUCAAGGAGUGUAUUUUGGAUCGCAUCAUCUGCCACUUUACAAAAGACGCUUCCAUUGGUGAUUUAGAAAUCAAAUGUCUUGACGUGAUAACAACGAAAAUAGAACAAGCUGUCAAAACCGCACAAACAGGGAAAGAUAACGCAGCCCUCCCUAACGACAGCAAAGGCACAUCGAUAUUCAUUGAAAACAUCUGCAGCAUUCUGAGCAAAGAUAUUGUGAUUCCCCAGGACACGUUGGGAGGAAUUACUUUCCAGAUCACGGCAAAGUAUGAAGAGUUUGUGACGGAUCUUCAGACUUUUCUGAAGGAAAUGAACAAAUUGUUACGCGCCGAAUUUUCUAAGGGAUGCAAAAUUGAGGAGAAACUUAAAAAUCUACCCUUCAAGCCGCAGGACGAGCUGUUCAAGAGGGUGUUUGGCUGUGGGGAGCAGUGUCCGUUCUGUAAGGUCCCCUGUGAGGCAGGAGGCAAGGAGCACAGAGAACACCACGCAUCCGUGCAUCGACCACAAGGGCUGGGUAUGUGCAGCUAUGAAGGAUCUGAGAAACUAGUCGAAACGAUAUGUACAACCGAUGUGUAUAGUGAAAAUAAAUUUAAGAAUAUUGACAUAGAGGGGAAGGCUCAUCCCUAUAAAGACUAUCGGAGAUUCUACCCUGACUGGAACAUUGCCCCCGAUGCCAGUAUUGAAGCCUCUGACUACUGGAAGUACAUCCUGACUACAUUUAAUGAACAAUUUGCAAAGGAGUUUAAUGCACAGCCUGCUGAUAUCCCUAAGCAAUGGAAAAGCAUAACAAAGAAACAAGCACUGAAGAGUUUGCAGGAAUUGUUCAACGUCAAAUAAAUCAGAAGAUGUUUGAUGCAUAAAGUUUGCUUAUCCAAAAAAAAUCCCAAGCAUUAGACAGAGCAUAAAAAAAGACAUCAAGUCACUUCAAAUAUGGGUUGUGGGAUAUACAGAAAAUGACUAAGUGCUUUAGGUCAGGAGUUAAACUGCCUUGCUUUUAGAUAACUGCUUUAAAAAAUGACAUUUCAAGAUGAGCAUGUCAUUACUUCAGUAUAAUGUCUGAUAAUGUAUAUAGGCCUAUAUAUAUAUAUAUAUAUAUAUAUAUAUAUAUAUA